Porites lobata is the source of this 5863-nucleotide messenger RNA. The record is from the annotation of a GenBank genome assembly. Lineage: Eukaryota; Metazoa; Cnidaria; Anthozoa; Scleractinia; Poritidae.
CCAAUAUGGCGGAGACCACAGAGCAAAAUGUGCAGCCAAGUUCGAUACAACAUCACGAGGUUGUCAGCAGUGAUAUGGACACAACAAAAGAUCCAGAACAUGCUUCUUCUAAGUCCGUGUCAGAAGGACCCGUUGGAAUGGAAAAAACGAAUGUUCCCCGCGGAGAAGUGAUGUCUUUAAAAGAGUGUUGUAGAGAGGCGUUCGAUAAGAUAACCGAGUAUUUGAAGGGGGAACUGGCUGGUAGGUAGAAUAAAACUUGUUCCAUUGGAUAUUUUUGUUUAUUUUAUACGGUGCAAAAUUUAACGAGCAAUUUAGAAUGCCUGGCCUCUUAAAUUAUUCAUUUGUAAACUGAUUUGACCAAGUUUUUUGACACAAUUGAUAAAGCAGGGUUCGUAUAAAACGUACAGGUCAUGGAAAACCUGGCUAGUCAUGGAAUUUAAGAAUUUCAUUUUCAAGGCCUGGAAAGUCGUGGAAUUUAAUUUUCGGUCCUUGAAAGUCAUUGAAAAUUAAAGUUUUGUUUGGUAGAUUAGUUACUACAGAUGAUAAAGCAAGGAUAAUAUAAGAUAAAGAGGAGUAAUUAUACAGCGAGAAUGACAUGCAGUUUGGUGGAUACCAGCGUGUGAGGUUAAAAAAUAUGCUAAAAGUAGAGUUCUGAAAAUUUUCAAAAGUGGUCAUUAUUUGUAUUUUGUGGUAAAUCAAAUAAAGUUACAAAUAAACUUAAGGUCAUGGAAAACUAGAAAAGGUCAUGAAAAAAGUCAUGGAAAGUCAUGGAAUUUGAAGAACUCGAAAGAAUAGGAACCCUGUAUUUAAGGCUCCUUUUGUUUUUGCAAAUUUCAGGUUCACUAGAGGACUACGUUCUUCUAGAGAAAUUGAAUAAAAUGACAGUCACAAAGUACAGUGAAAUGUCCAACACUACCAAGACUCUCAUCACAGCCAUGGAGGAACUGGAUAAGAAAUGUAAGUUAAGGGUAUGUACGUAUGUAUAAGAUUUGUUCAUGUUGGUGAUCACAGCCGUAACAAAAUAGAUCAAAUUUUGUCAUCGUGCAUUGUGCAUAAGAAGCCAAUAAACAUACAUCGAGCCUGUAUUUCAUUGAUGGUGCAUAGAUCGUGCCUUCAUGGUACCUCUAUUGAGCUUUACCCAUGCCUUCAUCAAGCCUUCUUCAAACAAUGUAUCAUUGAUAUAUCAUCUGAGGAAAAACUAUGGUGUUGAAAAGAGAAAUAAUGAAUAACAAUAAACUGGGAUAUUUAAACUUGUAAGAAAGGCAGUUUUGUAUUAAUGAAGCAUUAUUUUUCAACUUCAAGGGUUGAAUUUAUGAGUACAUUCUGUUCUAAAGGUGUUAACAUGUUUCUCUCUGUGAGCCUAAAUGAUUAUUGUGCUUAAAUGGCACCUCAAGGACAAAGGGACAAUGCACGAAAUGACAAAGAACAAUAAUUGAACCUCUAUGCACAGUUAUGUAUCGUGCAUUGGGAAUGUGGUGCAUUAAAAAUUAUGGUAUUUUCUAAUGCUAAAAAGGUGUUUUUCAUUUAAUAACCAUGAAAAUGCAGCAAUAAAUUUUAAGCCUAGGAGAAACUUUGGUAAAUGUGCAUCUUGAAAAGCUUUGUCUAUUCUGGUCCGUAUGGUUUUUAUUAAUAUUGUAGAGUUAAGUGAGAUUGAAACUUCAUAAUUUUUGGUAAAUAGUAGGGCAAAAUUGCUUCUUUUAACUACCCUACAUUUUGUUAACAACAAAAUAAUUUCUUUAAAUCAAAGCUUUAUGCAGAAAAUAUGUUCUCUCUGUAAUACUCAAUGAUUGCAAAGCAACCUCGCCAAAAAUCAAGUUUUUAUACACGAGUUUAGAGAAGCUGUAAUGUUCAGUAAAUGUAUUGUAAGUCCAUUUUUUACAAAAAGGUGGUCACCAACGUUUGUGCAUAUGGCCAUAAUUUGAGGGGCCAGGAAAACCAGAGGACCAAAAACAAAAACAAAAACAAAAAAACUUCUGAGCAAAGGAGAGAACCAACAACAAACUCAAUCCAAAUAUGAGACUCUCUUAGGGGGGAGUUUACGGGGGCGGGGUUUAACGUAUGUCCCUGGUCUGAAUUUCAAAUAUGGUUGUUUUGUGUUUUGUGAAGUAGGCCAUGUCCUUGUUAGUAUUUAAACCAUCUUUAUCAUUAUUGUGUCACUGUUUCAUCUAGUCUUAUUUUGCUGUUUUAAAGCCAUGUUGACCGUUGGAAUUUUAUUUUGUCGUAAGGUUUUCAAAAUCUCCUUCACUAUUAUACAGUAGAACCUACCUUACAACCACCCUGUUUAUACAACCACCUCAUUAAUGCAACAGCUUCACCUCAUAAAUACAACCAUAUUCUUUUCCCCCAAACGUAAAAAGUACCGAGUCAUUUUUCAUUAUUAUUUUGAUAACCCUGUAUAAUUUUUUUACGACCAACUCAUUAUUAUGACCUGGAUUUUCCAGCCCAAAGAUGGUUGCAUUGAUGGGUUCUAUUGUUUGUAAUGCACAUCAUUCUAUAAUAAGAACAACAUUUGUGCUGUAGUUUUCACAUUUUUAACUCGAAAUAUGCUUUUUUACUACAAAAAAAUUGUUUUCCAUGGCUAAUGUUAAUUUUUUGUAAUAUUUCUUUGAAGAUAAAAGUCUGGAGCCAUAUUUGGAGCAGAUUGACAAGGUGGAAGAAAGUGUUGCCAGCCUUGAACAAGCUGCAUACAGACUAGAUGCUUAUUCCAAGAGAUUAGGUUUGUAUUUUUAAAAAACAAACACUAAGUCUAUUGUCGUGUAUGACUUUGCAAUCAAGAAAACCUGCAGUGCAAUAUUUUGCAUACCAGUAAUAAUGUGAAUUACUUUGCAUGAAUUUAUGCAACUAAAUGCUCAUCUUUGACAUGGCUGAGGGUGUUCAUGCUGUAUCUUGGACUAUGUAUGAAUUUUUAAAUUUUUUGGUGCAUCAGGUUUGCUGGUCUGAAAUUCCUAUUUUAUGAAGACUUCAUUAAGCAUUAAAAAUGCAUCAAAAUUCAAACAGUUAAACUGCCACCAUUAAAAAAACAUUAAAAAACGAAGAGAAGGUAUAAAUAGCACAGCAAUUAGAAAAUGAGGCACAGAUGGACCUGUAGACUUGAAGAAGAUUGAAAUGGAUUGCAAUUUUUGGUUUUGAAAACUUGUCUGCUAAUAAGACGUCUAUUUUAUGGCUUCCUGUUUGGGGGACUGGAAACAAGUGCAGGACCACGAUUUGACAGUCAUUUGACAGGGGUCAAAAAGGGAGAGUUUUUAUUGGCUCAUGAAAACAAUAGCACAUCACAAAGGCUUUCAAUGAAAGUGAAAUCAAAUGUGCCAUGUUGAAAAAGUUUAUUCAACAAGCAUUGACUCAGACACUGAACUUCAAACAUGAGCCAAACCAAAAUUAAAUGUAUAAUGUAUUGUUGAAAAAUGAGCAUCAGUUUUUUCCCUUUUGAAUUUUGUUUGGCUGAGAUAAAGGUCAGUAUCUGAAUCAAUUUAAUUGGUCUUGUUUUUAACACAAUGUAGUAUUGUCCUAUAAGAGUGGUUAAAAAUUUUUACCUUUUUUUAUUGCAGAAGCCAAAUUCAAGAAGCUGGAGAGAAGAUAAAAUUGAAGGAUUCAAAAACAGUAUUUUUUGGAUAAAAAUUGUAUCACUGGAAGCUCACAUUAUGGAAAGAGGAUGUGCUAUUACUACUACUACAUGUAACUCUGUUAUUGAAAGGUUAAAGUAUAGGUCAGACUUUGGUAUAGAGUUGUAAGUUACAUGUAGCUACUGAUUAAGAACUUUGCCUCUAGCAGAAUAGCCAAACUGUUGGUAUGAUAUUGGUAACCUUAAUAAGACAGAAAACAGUGUUUAAUAUAGGUCACAAAAUGACAAUGGCAGCGUUUUUAAAAAUAAUGCACAGAUUGCAUUAACAUGUACAUGUGUAGCCUCCUUUACAGUUAAAAAUUCUUUCGACUUUGUCCUGCAUAACUUCUGAUGAUGCCUUGAGAAUGUCUAUGUUGGAGGCUGCCAUCAUAUUAGAGACGUUCAGUUUUAAGUAAUAUUAUUGUAUGGCCUUGGAUAUGAUAACAAUGUAUUUCACUUCCAAUUCACUUCCUUCUAAACCAUACAACCAACACACAGGAUUGGGACUAAGCCUUUAUUAAUAAUCAUGAAAACUUUACCUAAAUACAACUUUUAAAAUAGAAUAAAAAGGAAAACUAACACUUGGAACAUAAAACCUGAUGACACUACACCACAAUGGACUAAUAAACAAAAGUACCGUAGAAGUCCUGUAACCUGAGCUCUGAAGGGAAACAAAAAACUGUUCGACUUAUUGGGAUCGAUUAAUAUUCAAUUUGCCACUGUUAACAAAUUAUUGAUAGUUAGAUAAGGUAUUUUUUCCUUUCAGAAAAUAAUAACACUAUUUAAAAACAUAAAUAGCCUAGAUUUGUGCAACAGUGUACAAAUUUAUACCAUUUAUGUAUAGGCUGCGUGCUUGUUCUUUUUUGCCUCCACUACUUCCAAGUGCCUGCUAUGCUAUGCAAGCUAAUUUAUGUAAGAACCUAUUUAGGCUAACUUGGGAAAAUGCAGGUUCUUAGUUGUGGGUUUUUACCGUACUUAGAGCAUAGCAAUACGAUCAACUUUCAUGUAGCAAAUUGUUCUCUUCCAACAGCCAAUCUUUCUAUCUAUUUUAGUGUGUUUUAUGACAGCUCUUUGUAUUUUUUACAGUAAAACCUUGAUAACUCAAACUCAGAUAACUCGAACUUCCCGCUUACUCAAACUAAGUUAUAUUUCCCUAGGAUUUCACCCCACUUCUCAGCCAUUUUUACUCGAUUAACUCAAACUCGGAUAACUUGAAUGCCCCGCUAACUCAAACUAAAUUUCCUUUGCCCUGGUCAAAAUUUAAGUGAAAUUUACUUCAAUAACUCUAAUUCUAGUUCUUGUAACCCCACUUGGAUGCCGUUUAAGCUCCAUUUCAUCAUUCCAUAAGUAAAAACACUAAAACUAACCCUACAGCAAUUCGACUUUGACUAUAGCAAUGAACAGUUCACGUUUUAUCAUAAAAGUGCAUAAUGAUGUCACCGUUUUCUUAUGAAAUAAGUAAAUUUGCACUGCACUAUACAGGGAUAAAGAUACAAUGUCCCCAAAGAAGAUGCUGAAUGUUGACUUAUCUUAUUUGCCCAAGUGUUCAGAAUUUUUUAAAAUAAAUUUUAGAAAAUAAGAACCUGUUUCAAAUUUUAAGCUAAAUAGGUUCUUGUAAUUAGAGGGGGCCUAAUAUUAACCUGACAAAUUUUGGCCUAACAGGUUCUUUAGGUCUUGUUCCCCUGUUUUUAAAGUCUGUACUCACCUCAAGUGCAUAUAAACCAGUAAGAGGUAUCCUUGCGUUUCCCUACCAAUCUUCAUAGAAACAGUACUUUUACACUUAUGCUGUAUAUGAAUAUUUAGCAAUUAAUGAAUGAGGCUCAGUAGGAUAUGAAGAAUUAAGCAGAUCGAGGAGGGUGUUAUCGGCCGAGGUGGAUAACACACUCAACUUACGUCAACUCAAGAGAUCCGGAGUAGCACCAAGUGAACUGGUGCAAUUCUAUGUGACAUGUAUUAGGCCCGUCCUGGAAUACGCAAGUCCUGUAUUCCAUCGGUCUCUACCAAACUACAUCGGUGAAGAUUUGGAACGGAUCCAAAGAACGGCUUUCAGAAUCGUCUAUCCUGACCUGUCAUAUAGUGUAGCACUAGAAACAGUUGGCCUACCGAAACUUCAUGAGAGGAGAGAAAAGAUUUCAAUCGAUCUGUUUGACGAGAUCGUCUGUAACCCCACCCACAGUCUCCAUAGCCUCCUCCCCCAAUGGAAGAGUUGUAAAUAUGCACUGAGACGCAAAAGUGAUUUCACUCUCCCCCUAUGUAAAACCGAGC